AUGAGUGCUGAUGGGGAAAUGGCAGUUUUUGGGCAGGCGGCCCAGUUCCUCCGUAAGUCUGAGAGGGAACGAGUCGAGGCUCAGAACCGCCCUUUUGACGGCAAGACGGCGUGCUUUGUCAGUGAUGAUAAAGAGCUGUAUGUCAAGGCUGAGAUCCAGGACAGGGUGGGCGACAAGGUCACUGUCAAGACCACAGAUGACAGAGUUUUAACUUUGAAGGAGGAGCAAGUGUUUCCCAUGAACCCUCCUAAGUUCGAUAAGAUUGAAGACAUGGUGAUGAUGACGCACCUGCAUGAGCCUGCAGUGCUGUUCAACCUGAAGGAGCGAUAUGCAGCAUGGAUGAUCUAUACCUACUCCGGGCUCUUCUGUGUGACUGUAAACCCUUACAAGUGGCUCCCGGUCUACAACCCAGAGGUGGUCCAGGCCUACAGAGGGAAGAAGAGGAUGGAGGUCCCCCCUCACAUCUUCGCUCUCUCUGACAACGCCUAUCAGUCCAUGCUCACUGAUCGCGAGAAUCAGUCCAUUCUCAUUACUGGAGAAUCCGGUGCUGGGAAGACUGUCAACACCAAGCGUGUCAUUCAGUACUUUGCGACAAUCGCAGUGGCAACAGACAAGAAAAAGGAGACAAACAACAACAUGAAGGGGACUCUGGAGGACCAAAUCAUCCAGGCCAACCCGCUUCUGGAAGCUUUUGGGAAUGCCAAGACUGUAAGGAACGACAACUCAUCCCGCUUUGGUAAAUUCAUCCGAAUACACUUCGGCACCACUGGUAAACUGGCCUCUGCCGACAUUGAAACGUAUCUGCUGGAGAAAUCAAGAGUAACAUUUCAGCUGGCAGCUGAGAGAAGUUAUCACAUUUUUUAUCAGCUUACUUGCAACAAGAAGCCUGAACUUAUUGAUUUGCUUCUCAUCACCACCAACCCCUUUGAUUUUGCCUUCAUAAGUCAGGGUGAAAUCAGCGUCAAAAGCAUCAACGAUGCAGAGGAGUUAAUGGCCACAGAUGAAGCUUUUGAUAUUCUGGGCUUCUCAGCUGAAGAAAAAGCAUCAGCCUACAAGCUGACAGGAGCUGUGAUGCAUUACGGGAACAUGAAGUUCAAGCAGAAACAGCGGGAGGAGCAGGCCGAGCCCGAUGGCACUGAGGAAGCUGAUAAAGCUGCGUAUCUGAUGGGCCUGAACUCUGCUGAUCUGCUGAAAAACUUGUGUUAUCCUCGAGUUAAGGUUGGAAAUGAGUAUGUCACCAAGGGACAAAAUGUCCAGCAGGUGUACAACUCCAUUGGUGCUCUCGCCAAAUCUGUCUACGAGAAGAUGUUUCUGUGGAUGGUUGUACGAAUCAACCAGCAGCUCGACACCAAACAGUCCAGACAACAUUUCAUUGGAGUUCUUGACAUCGCAGGCUUUGAGAUUUUUGAUUACAACAGCAUGGAGCAACUCUGCAUUAACUUCACCAACGAGAAGCUGCAACAGUUUUUCAACCAUCACAUGUUCGUCCUGGAGCAAGAGGAGUAUAAAAAGGAAGGCAUUGAUUGGGAAUUUAUUGACUUUGGUAUGGAUCUGGCCGCCUGCAUUGAGCUCAUUGAAAAGCCAAUGGGCAUCUUCUCCAUCCUGGAAGAGGAGUGCAUGUUCCCAAAAUCAUCAGACACAUCUUUUAAGAACAAACUCUAUGACCAGCAUCUUGGAAAGAACAACUGCUUCUUGAAGCCCAAAGUAGUGAAAGGGAAGCCAGAAGCUCACUUCACUUUGGUGCACUAUGCCGGCACCGUGGACUACAACAUCACUGGCUGGCUGGAGAAGAACAAGGACCCGCUGAACGAGUCAGUGGUGCAGCUUUACCAGAAGUCACCAAACAAAACACUGGCCAUGUUGUAUGCAAGCUUCUCUGCAGCAGAAGAGGCUGCUGGGGGUGGAAGCAAAAAAGGGUCAAAGAAGAAGGGAGCAUCUUUCCAAACGGUGUCAGCUCUAUUCAGGGAGAAUCUUGGGAAGCUCAUGACUAAUCUAAGAACCACCCAUCCUCACUUUGUGCGAUGCUUGAUACCAAAUGAGACCAAAACACCAGGUGUCAUGGAAAACCAAUUGGUUAUUCACCAGUUGCGCUGUAACGGUGUGCUGGAAGGCAUUCGGAUCUGCAGGAAAGGAUUUCCGAGCAGAAUUAUCUAUGGGGACUUCAAACAAAGAUACAGGAUUCUUAAUGCGAGCGCUGUUCCUGAGGGGCAGUUCAUGGAUAAUAAAAAAGCUGCAGAGAAGCUGCUGGGCUCAAUCGACGUGGAUCACACCCAGUACAAGUUCGGACACACUAAGGUGUUUUUUAAAGCCGGUCUGCUUGGUGCUUUGGAGGAGAUGAGGGACGAGCGUUUAGCCCAGGUUGUGAUGUCCACUCAGGCUCUGUGUCGUGGUUAUCUCAUCCGGCUGGAGUAUCAGAAGAUGAUGGCCAGAAAGGAGGCCAUCUACACCAUCCAGUAUAACUUCCGUUCUUUCAUGAAUGUAAAACACUGGCCAUGGAUGAAGCUGUAUUUCAAACUGAAACCUCUUCUAAAGAGUGCAGAGGCUGAGAAGGAAAUGGCCCAAAUGAAAGUAGAUUUCACCAAACUCAAGGAGGAUCUAGCAAAGUCAGAAAACCGGCGGAAGGAGCUGGAGGAGAAGAUGGUCUCCAUAGUUCAAGAGAAGAACGAUCUCCUGCUUCAAGUCCAGGCAGAAGCUGACCAUCUUGUGGAUGCAGAGGAAAGAUGUGAAGGGCUUAUUAAAAGUAAGAUCCAGCUGGAGGCCAAGCUGAAGGAGGUGACAGAGAGACUGGAAGAUGAGGAGGAGGUGAAUGCCGAACUGACGGCUAAGAAGAGGAAGCUGGAAGAUGAGUGCUCCGAGCUGAAGAGAGACAUUGACGACUUGGAGCUCACAUUAGCAAAAGUGGAAAAGGAGAAGCAUGCUGUAGAAAACAAGGUGAAAAACUUGACUGAAGAAAUCAUGAGCCAAGAUGAAAACAUUGCCAAACUAUCUAAGGAAAAGAAGGCUCUGCAGGAAGCACAUCAGCAAACACUGGAUGACCUUCAGUCGGAGGAGGACAAAAUGAACACUUUGACAAAAGCCAAAAACAAACUAGAACAGCAAGUUGAUGAUCUGGAAGGUUCGUUUGAACAAGAGAAGAAGGUCCGCAUGGAUCUGGAAAGAGCCAAGAGGAAGCUGGAGGGCGAUCUCAAACUUGCUCAGGAGUCCAUAAUGGAUCUGGAGAAUGAAAAACAACAGCUGGAUGAAAAGCUGAAGAAGAAAGACUUUGAGUUGUCACAACUUCAGACGAAGAUAGAAGACGAGCAGGCUCUCAGCGCUCAGCUACAGAAGAAAAUCAAAGAGCUCCAGGCACGAAUUGAGGAGCUGGAGGAGGAAAUCGAGGCCGAGCGCUCGGCUCGGGCCAAAGUGGAGAAGCAAAGGUCCGAUCUGUCCAGAGAACUGGAGGAGAUGACAGAGAGGCUGGAGGAGGCUGGAGGAGCUACCGCCGCUCAGGUGGAGAUGAACAAGAAGCGUGAAGCCGAGUUCCUCAAACUGCGCAGGGAGUUGGAGGAAUUUUCACUGCAGCACGAAGCUACAUCAUCUGCUCUGCGCAAGAAACACGCCGACAGCGUAGCGGAGAUGGGAGACCAGCUGGAUAACAUCCAGAGAGUCAGGCAGAAACUGGAGAAGGAGAAGAGCGAGCUGAGGCUGGAGCUGGAUGACGUGUCAAGCAACAUGGAAACCAUGGCUAAAGCAAAGAUGAACUUAGAGAAAAUGUGCCGCUCACUUGAAGAUCAGCUGAGUGAAGUAAAAACUAAAGAGGAGGAACAUCUGAGAUUUAUAAAUGACCUUUCAAGCCAGAAAGCUCGUCUAACAACAGAAAACGUGGAGAUGGCUCGCCAACUUGAAGAAAAGGAGUCUUUAAUGUCACAGCUGACUCGAGGAAAACAAGCCUUUAUUCAGCAGAUCGAAGAGCUGAAGCGACUUCAUGAAGAGGAAGUAAAGGCUAAAAACGCCCUGGCACACAGUUUGCAGUCAUCCCGUCACGACUGUGAGCUGCUGAGGGAGCAGUACGAGGAGGAGCAGGAGGCCAAAGCUGAGCUGCAUCGCUGCUUGUCUAAGGCCAACAGCGAGGUGGCUCAGUGGAGAACCAAAUACGAGACGGAUGCCAUCCAGCGCACUGAGGAGCUCGAGGAGGCCAAGAAGAAGUUGGCUCUCCGUCUGCAGGAUGCAGAAGAAGCUGUAGAGGCCGUUAACUCUAAGUGUUCCUCUCUUGAAAAGACUAAGCAGCGGCUGCAGGGAGAGGUGGAGGACCUAAUGAUGGAUGUGGAGAGGUCUAAUGCAGCUGCAGCUGCGCUGGACAAGAGGCAGAGGAAUUUUGACAAGGUCGUGGCUGAGUGGAAGCAGAAAUAUGAGGAGGGUCAAGCAGAGCUGGAGUCGUCUCUAAAAGAGGUGCGAUCUUUGGGAACAGAGAACUUCAAGAUGAAGAAUGCCUUUGAGGAAUGCCUGGAUCAGCUGGAAACCCUCAAACGAGAGAAUAAAAACCUGCAACAGGAAAUAAUGGAUCUCACUGAGCAGCUGGGGGAGAUGGGAAAAACCAUCCACGAGCUUGAGAAAUCAAAGAAACAGGCCGAGCAGGAGAAGUUAGAGGCUCAGACGAGUCUCGAAGAAGCAGAAGCUUCGCUUGAACACGAGGAAUCCAAGAUCUUGCGGGUCCAGCUAGAGCUCAGCCAGGUGAAGUCUGAGGUGGACAAGAAGAUCGCUGAGAAGGACGAAGAGAUCGAACAGCUGAAGAGAAACAGCCAACGAGUCAUUGACACGAUGCAGGGUAAUUUAGACGCUGAGAUCCGGAGCCGGAACGAUGCCCUCAGAGUGAGGAAGAAGAUGGAGGGAGAUCUGAAUGAGAUGGAGAUCCAACUGAGCCAUGCCAACAGGCAGGCGGCUGAGGCUCAGAAACAGCUGAGGAACAUCCAAGUUCAGCUCAAGGAGGUCCAGAUUCACCUUGAAGAUGCUCUGAGAAGCAGCGAUGACAUGAAAGAGCAAGUUGCCGUGUCCGAGCGCAGGAAUAACCUGAUGCAGGCUGAGAUGGAGGAGAUCCGAGCGGCGCUGGAGCAGACGGAGAGGAGCCGCAGACUGGCCGAGCAAGAGCUGCUGGACGCCAGCGAGAGAGUGCAGCUGCUUCACUCGCAGAACACCAGCCUCCUCAACAGUCGGAAGAAGCUGGAGGCCGAUCUGUCUCAGAUUCAGGGUGAGAUGGACGACAGCGUCCAAGAAGCCAGGAACGCUGAGGAGAAAGCCAAGAAGGCUAUCACUGAUGCUGCCAUGAUGGCUGAGGAGUUGAAAAAAGAGCAGGACACCAGCGCUCACCUGGAGAGGAUGAAGAAGAACCUGGAGGUGACGGUGAAAGACCUGCAGCAACGUCUCGAUGAGGCCGAGAACCUGGCCAUGAAAGGAGGGAAGAAGCAACUCCACAAGCUUGAAGCCAGGGUUCGGGAGCUUGAAAACGAGCUCGAAGCGGAGCAAAGACAUGGGUCCGAUUCUGUAAAAGGUGUACGCAAACUUGAGCGCAGGAUCAAAGAGCUCACCUAUCAGACUGAUGAGGACAGGAAAAACAUGAUGAGGCUGCAGGACCUGGUGGACAAACUCCAACUGAAGGUCAAAGCAUACAAGAGGCAGGCUGAAGAGGCUGAAGAACAAGCCAACACGCAUUUGACUAAACUGAGGAAGGUGCAGCAUGAGCUGGAGGAGGCUGAGGAGCGGGCCGACAUCGCCGAGUCCCAGAUCAAUAAGAUGAAAGUCAAGAGUCGUGACAUAAGCAAGGGAAAAGAUACUGGAGAGUAGUCAUGACUGCUAUCAAGACAAUAUCCUCUGCUUUACUUACUAAGCUAGUUUGCAACAUACUCUUAAAAUAAUAACUUUCCUCACUUUAAUUUCACUUUAUGUGUAAAUCUAUGUGAUAACUGUAUUUAAAAUUCCACUGUGGUUACAGGAAAACAGGUUCAGCUCUUUCAUCUCAGCAGGAUGUUUUGGUUUCCGUUGCUGUGUCACAGCAUUCCACUAGAGGGCGCCAAAGAAAGACGUUUUCACAUUUUACACAUUGUGACUUUAAAUAUUAAGUAGAGCAUUUAUCUCCAAGAACCACUUGUGUUGUUCUUGUUUGUUUGUGG
Molecule: messenger RNA, 6143 nt
Organism: Melanotaenia boesemani (Boeseman's rainbowfish)
Lineage: Eukaryota; Metazoa; Chordata; Actinopteri; Atheriniformes; Melanotaeniidae
Product: myosin-4-like
Exons: 39
Coding region: 1-5817 (1938 amino acids)
Cellular component (GO): myosin complex
Molecular function (GO): actin filament binding; ATP binding; cytoskeletal motor activity
Source: RefSeq, a predicted model, not a curated record